UCGCUGAUUCAGUAUACCGGUUUUUAGAUCAUAACUUUUUGUUCGGUCAAUAUUAUAGAAAUUUUUAUUUAUGAUCCGAUAGGUCUCGAUGUGCUGCAUCAUUUUAAAAAUCAGAUCGGGCAAAUUAUGAAAAAUAUGUCGAAUUUCGACCCUUUCGAUUAUAUGUUCGAAUCGGAAUAUCAAGAAAAUCGUGGCCAUAUUCGGAGGUACCGAAUCGUCCUUUACCGAUUUAUGUGCAGCGGGGACGACUGAGUCCCGCCGAUUGAGUCCCGGAGCCAUAUUUUGGGUGAUCAUUUUCGCUAGUUAGAUUGAUGUGAUUAGAUUCUUCCUUUUUUAUAUUUUAGUGAUUUUUUGGGUAUUUUAGUGGUGGGGCCGGAUCGGGCCGGAUUUUUCCGGACUUCGGGUCCCAAAUCCGGGUUUUUGCGAUCAUCGGAUUAAAGCCGGGCCAGUUUAAUCCGGAAAAAUCCGGUUGGACCAAGUCCGGCAUGAGUGUGAAAUCCAAAAUCCGGUUUCUGGACCUGGAAAAAUGAUUUCUCGUACACUAAUGUAUAAGAAUUAUUAAAGUCUAGGCUUUUGUGAUUCAUUUUAUUACAAUUUCUCUUUAGUCAAUAAUAUUCUUUUCUUGGGAGAUGUGUCAUAUUUUUGCUGUCAUUCCUUUUCUGAUUUUCAAGAUUAUUCAUGAUUAAUUUCAUUUUUGUGUAGCAAUUUAUUUUAUAUGAAUUUUAUUAGAUUUAAGCUUUGAAUUAAAAAUAUGGCUAGAACGAUUCAACAAACAUUAACUACAGGUGCUGCCGGGGGUUUAGAUGAGCCUAUCAAAAAACACAAACCUAAAGAUACAAGAUUAAGACAACAACGUCUUCCGGCUUGGCAGCCAAUUUUAGAUGCAAAAACAGUUAUACCAGUUUUUAUUACAAUUAGCCUUCUUUUUAUACCUGUUGGAAUUGUUCUUAUAAUUACGAGCAAUUCUGUUAAAGAAUGGGCUCAAUAUUAUGACAUUGCUUGUGAAAAUCAAUUAAAAUUAGGAUCGAAUAUUUGUAUUUUUGAUAUAUCCUUGGAGGAAGAUUUUUUGAAUCAUAGACGGUAUAUGCGUAGUAGAAAUGAUCUUCAAAUGCUUGGACGUUUAGAUGAAGUUUCUGAUUGUUCUCCCUUUGACUACCUCGAUGGCUUAAAAGUCGCACCAUGCGGGGCUAUAGCUAAUUCAAUGUUUAAUGAUACUUUUACUUUGAAAGAAAAAUAUACGGGAAGAACUAUUGAAUGGAGUUAUGAAGAAUUAAUUUGGCCAGCUGAUAGAACUAAAUUUAUUAAUCCAAAAUGUUCAAAUGGUGAUUGUCAAACAAUUAAUGAUUUGUGGGUAUUCAAAACCUCCCAAUUGGAUUAAACCUCCAUGUCAAUUAGACAGCCAAAAUGUUCAAAAUAGUGGAUUUCAAA
Molecule: messenger RNA, 1428 nt
Organism: Meloidogyne enterolobii
Lineage: Eukaryota; Metazoa; Nematoda; Chromadorea; Rhabditida; Meloidogynidae
Source: the annotation of a GenBank genome assembly